UCCUCUGUUUUUGGUGCAGAUCAGCCAAAGUCAAGCGAGAGCAGGGUAAAAUGAUGGGAUAUUCAGCUAAGUGCCUGGACUUAACGAAAUAUUUGGACAGGGGAGAAUGUGUGGAUUGCCAAAUGAAAUGGAUAAAACCAGGAUAUGAAUUUAGUCCUAAUUGCGGCUUUUCUGACACCGACGGCCGACGUGAGAGACCCAUCCGAGAGUGUCCCCCCGCGCAUUAUAACAAUGGUACUUUCAAGAAGUGCCAGCCCUGCACGGCCUGUGGAGCUGGCUAUGAGACGGAGAGCGCCUGCAACUCGACCUCUGAUACAGUGUGUCGCCCGCAAACUACAACUAGAACACCAACCACCACCAGCAUUUCCCCCGUGAGUAUGACUGUCUCUACAGUUCAGCCCCAACCAGUCCCAACCCAAGGGUUUAUACGUGAAGACACACUAUGGAGAGUGGGCCUUCCAUUCGUCAUCUUAGCUUGCGUCAUGCUGGUUGCACUGUUUAUCUUCAUCUGCAGGAGGAGGAAAAGAGGUCCGCACUAUAGUCACAAAAUUUCAACAGAGGCAUUAUCACCCUCAAAUGAAGAUUUUGCUGUGCUAUGGCAACCUGAGAGCAAGGGUCUGGAGCACAUUCUGAGUCCAGGAGUCUACUCGGCACCUCUACAGACAGUGCUGGACAACCUGGAUGUUUUGGAGGAGCUGGUGAUCCUGCUGGAUCCAGAGGUCCAAAGUGUGAAAAACACUAGACACCUGGCAUCUCGCUGCUCCUAUUCCUCUUCCUGGAUCACUUAUACCUACUCCAUGAAGGACAAGAGCCCCCUGAAAGCCAUGCUGGAGGGGGUCACCACCAAGCACCCAGAGUGGACAGUAGGGCAUCUGGCCAAGCUGCUCAGAGACAUAGAUCGCAAUGACGCCAUAGCAGUUCUCGCCAAGCUCAAAGUGAAAAAUGAGGUGGUGUAGUAUCCCUUAAUCGGAUAUGCUUUUGCCAACCAUCUCACUGUCAAAGGCUUACUGCUGCUUCUAACAAAGCAUCCUAUUCAAUACAGCAGACCCUGUAAAGUUAAUUAGUGUAUGCUGGAAAUCUCAUGAGUUUAGCUUCAUAUGCAUAUUUUCACCAAUUACAAUAUACUGCUGUUUAACCUUUUGUUCAACUUAUUGUCUUUUUGAUGUCAUACAAGAGUGAUUUGAUCAAACAUCUUAACAUCUUUAUUAAGCAAAUAACAUUAUAAAUAAAAAAGUGCAUAGAAAAUUAAACAGGUUUAGAAAUAUGUAUACAAUUAUUUACAAACAAAGGUUUAUUUGUACAUGGUAACAAAGACGUAUAUUUAAA
This is a messenger RNA of Myripristis murdjan (pinecone soldierfish), 1326 nucleotides long. RefSeq names its product IGF-like family receptor 1 (gene igflr1). Gene Ontology annotation, molecular function: protein binding. Gene Ontology annotation, cellular component: plasma membrane. The coding region runs from base 51 to 956 and encodes 301 amino acids. The transcript is spliced from 7 exons. The record is from RefSeq and is a predicted model, not a curated record. NCBI's taxonomy places the organism in Eukaryota, Metazoa, Chordata, Actinopteri, Holocentriformes, Holocentridae.